Messenger RNA from Malus domestica (apple), 549 nucleotides. Its product is annotated as large ribosomal subunit protein eL18y-like. Gene Ontology annotation, cellular component: ribosome; cytosolic large ribosomal subunit. Gene Ontology annotation, biological process: translation. The record is from RefSeq and is a predicted model, not a curated record. Lineage: Eukaryota; Viridiplantae; Streptophyta; Magnoliopsida; Rosales; Rosaceae. Gene Ontology annotation, molecular function: structural constituent of ribosome; RNA binding.
AUGAAUGAGCGAAGGAGAGACGGUGACGGAAAUUGCGUUUGCGGUGCGAACGCGUACGCGGGUGUAGUCCGUGGGGCAAUCACUCUUUCGAAGCAGCAUCCCGAGCACCCAAGCUUCAACAACAAUGGCAACAAUAGGGAUCAAUUCGUGGCAAGAGGUAAGAGCAAGAAGACGAAUCACACUGUGCUCAAGUCCGAUGAUAUCUAUCUCAAGCUUCUCGUCAAGCUGUACUGUUUUCUUGUCUGGAAGACUAGAAGCAAGGAGAUUGCGAAGGCUAGGAUUGAGAAGCCAAGAGGAGAGUGCUUGACAUUUGAUCAGCUUGCUUUGAGAGCACGAUUGGGUCAGAACAUGGUUCUCCUCAGACGUCCUAAGAAUUCUUGUGAAGUAGUGAAGCACUUCAGUCCAGCUCCUGGUGUGCCACACAACCACACUAAACCUUAUGUGCGGUUCAAGGGAUGGAAGUUUGAGAAGGCUAGAGGAAAGAGGAACAACAAGGAGUUAGGAUUGAAAAUGCUAUUUUUGGAAUCCAUUUUUUGCUUUAGAGUUUAA